AUGACUCCAGCUUCACUCCACUGUCCAACAGGAAGGCGCUCAGGUACCGGGAAAUCUGCAGCACAGGGACCAGUGAGAGGCGCACAGGGACCAGUGAGAGGAACACAGGGACCAGUGAGAGGAACACAGGGGACCAGUGAGAGGCGCACAGGGACCAGUGAGAGGAACACAGGGACCAGUGAGAGGAACACAGGGACCAGUGAGAGGAACACAGGGACCAGUGAGAGGCCACAGGGACCAGUGAGAGGAACACAGGGACCAGUGAGAGGAACACAGGGACCAGUGAGAGGCGCACAGGGACCAGUGAGAGGAACACAGGGACCAGUGAGAGGAACACAGGGACCAGUGAGAGGAACACAGGGACCAGUGAGAGGAACACAGGGACCAGUGAGAGGAAACACAGGGACCAGUGAGAGGCGCACAGGGACCAGUGAGAGGAACACAGGGACCAGUGAGAGGAACACAGGGACCAGUGAGAGGCGCACAGGGACCAGUGAGAGGAACACAGGGCCGACCAGUGAGAGGAACACAGGGACCAGUGAGAGGAACACAGGGACCAGGACCAGUGAGAGGAACACAGGGACCAGUGAGAGGAACACAGGGACCAGUGAGAGGAACACAGGGACCAGUGAGAGGAACACAGGGACCAGUGAGAGGAACACAGGGACCAGUGAGAGGAACACAGGGACCAGUGAGAGGAACACAGGGACCAGUGAGAACACAGGACCAGUGAGAGGAACACAGGGACCAGUGAGAGGAACACAGGGACCAGUGAGAGGAACACAGGGACCAGUGAGAGGAACACAGGGACCAGUGAGAGGACAGGGACCAGUGAGAGGAACACAGGGACCAGUGAGAGGCUCACAGGGACCAGUGAGAGGAACACAGGGACCAGUGAGAGGAACACAGGGACCAGUGAGAGGAACACAGGGACCAGUGAGAGGAACACAGGGACCAGUGAGAGGAACACAGGGACCAGUGAGAGGCCUCAGUACGGGAAAUCUGCAGCACCAAGGGACCAGUGAGAGGCCACAGGGACCAGUGAGAGGCACAGGGACCAGUGAGAGGAACACAGGGACCAGUGAGAGGAACACAGGGACCAGUGAGAGGAACACAGGGACCAGUGAGAGGAACACAGGGACCAGUGAGAGGAACACAGGGACCAGUGAGAGGAACACAGGGACCAGUGAGAGGAACACAGGGACCAGUGAGAGGAACACAGGGACCAGUGAGAGGCGCACAGGGACCAGUGAGAGGAACACAGGGACCAGUGAGAGGAACACAGGGACCAGUGAGAGGCACAGGGACGCACAGGGACCAGGACCAGUGAGAGGACACACAGGGACCAGUGAGAGGAACACAGGGACCAGUGAGAGGAACACAGGGACCAGGAGAGCCACAGGGACCAGUGAGAGGAACACAGGGACCAGUGAGAGGCGCACAGGGACCAGUGAGAGGAACACAGGGACCAGUGAGAGGAACACAGGGACCAGUGAGAGGAACACCGGGACCAGUGAGAGGAACACAGGGACCAGUGAGAGGAACACAGGGACCAGUGAGAGGAACACAGGGACCAGUGAGAGGAACACAGGGACCAGUGAGAGGCUCAGGACCGGGAAUCGAGCACAGGGACCAGUGAGAGGCCACAGGGACCAGUGA
Molecule: messenger RNA, 1659 nt
Organism: Knipowitschia caucasica
Lineage: Eukaryota; Metazoa; Chordata; Actinopteri; Gobiiformes; Gobiidae
Source: the annotation of a GenBank genome assembly